This is a messenger RNA of Felis catus (domestic cat), 420 nucleotides long. Its product is annotated as histone H4. Gene Ontology annotation, cellular component: nucleosome. The transcript has a single exon. Gene Ontology annotation, biological process: nucleosome assembly. Bases 19 to 330 code for a protein of 103 amino acids. The record is from RefSeq and is marked inferred. Lineage: Eukaryota; Metazoa; Chordata; Mammalia; Carnivora; Felidae. Gene Ontology annotation, molecular function: structural constituent of chromatin; DNA binding; protein heterodimerization activity.
UUUGCUUUCCUGAAAGCCAUGUCUGGCCGAGGCAAAGGUGGGAAGGGCCUAGGCAAAGGGGGCGCCAAGCGCCACCGUAAGGUGCUGCGCGACAACAUCCAGGGCAUCACCAAGCCCGCCAUCCGGCGGCUGGCCCGGCGCGGCGGCGUCAAGCGCAUCUCCGGCCUCAUCUACGAGGAGACCCGCGGGGUGCUCAAGGUGUUCCUGGAGAACGUGAUCCGGGACGCCGUCACCUACACGGAGCACGCCAAGCGCAAGACGGUCACGGCCAUGGACGUGGUGUACGCGCUCAAGCGCCAGGGCCGCACCCUCUACGGCUUCGGGGGCUAACUUGCCGGGUUUCGCCACCAGAACGUUUCAUUUCUCAACCAAAGGCCCUUUUCAGGGCCACCCAACUGUUCAAAAAAAGGGCUGUCCCAA